Molecule: messenger RNA, 2217 nt
Organism: Elephantulus edwardii (Cape elephant shrew)
Lineage: Eukaryota; Metazoa; Chordata; Mammalia; Macroscelidea; Macroscelididae
Product: zinc finger protein 343-like
Exons: 7
Coding region: 1-2217 (738 amino acids)
Biological process (GO): regulation of transcription by RNA polymerase II
Cellular component (GO): nucleus
Molecular function (GO): DNA-binding transcription factor activity, RNA polymerase II-specific; RNA polymerase II cis-regulatory region sequence-specific DNA binding
Source: RefSeq, a predicted model, not a curated record
AUGGACGUGGUUAUUCAGACCCUGCAGCCCUUUGAUAAUAUGGGGGAUGGGAGUGAAUUCAGCCCGGCGUGUGCAGACCCAGCCACCUGUAAACAGGUGUCUCUGGACAGGUCUGUGCACAUGCAGGAACCUGUUACGUUUGAGGAUGUGAGUGUGGACUUCACAGAGGCAGAAUGGAAGACCCUGAGCUCCGAGCAGAAGAACCUGUACAAAGAAGUGAUGCUGGAGAUGUUUGGGAAUCUUCUGUCCUUAGCAGAACCAAAGCUACAGACCUCUGCCUGUUCCUCUUGCCUUCUGGCUUUCUGCUGUCAGCAGUUCCUCAGCCAACAUGUUCUACAGAUCUUCCCAGGCUUCUGUGCAGGACAUCACGUCCACCAAGGAAAGUCCCUACCAGGUCCUCAGAUCCAGCAAGAUGGAGGGACAAGGGAGAUACUGACUUCAAAAAGAUUUCCCAGACCACCCAGGACACAAGCUGCCAUCUCUCAAGAAGACAACACCAGACUUGGCCUAGAGCCCACCUUUGUCCAAAGGGUAAACUUUGUGGAGGCAGGGCCAAGGUGGAAGAAAUUAGAAUCCGCAAGAUUUGAAGGAAUCAGGUAUGGAGAAGAAGCUCCAGACCAUGAACUAAGAUUAGACUUCACCACAAACCUGAGGCCUCUAUUCCUGGAGAAGCCACACAUUUUCAUGGAGUGUGGGAAGGGGUUUACCCAACACUCCACCCUCAACACACAGCAGAACACACACUUAGGGGAGAAGAUUUAUAUUUGCAAAGAGUGUGGUAAAGGUUUUAGACACAAGUCACAUCUCAUCACACACCAGAGGACACACUCAGGAGUAAAGCCUUAUGCUUGCCAAGAGUGUGGGAGAGCCUUUACCCAGAAGUCACAUCUCAUCAAACAUCAGAGGACACACUCGGGGGAGAAGCCUUAUGUUUGCAAAGAGUGUUUGCGAAGCUUUGCGCAGAGAUCAAGCCUCAUAAGACACCAGAGCACACACUCAGGGGUGAAGCCUUUUGUUUGCAAUGAGUGUAUGCAAGAUUUUGCCCAUAAAUCAAGUCUCGUAAGACACCAGAGGACACACUCCAGGGAGAAGCCUUAUGUUUGUGAGGAGUGUGGGCGAGGGUUUACCCAGAAGUACCAUCUAAUCACACACAAGCGGACACACUCAGGGGAGAAACCUUAUGUUUGCCCUGAGUGUGGGCGACGCUUUACUCAGAAGUUCCAUCUCAUCACACACCAGAGGACACACUCGGGGGAGAAGCCAUAUGUUUGCAAGGUGGAGUGUAUGCAAAGCUUUCCUGAGAAGUCAGAUCUGGUAAGACACCAGAGAACACACUCAAAUGAGAGGCCUUAUGUUUGCAAGGAGUGCGGGCAAAGCUUUACCCAGAAGUCAAUUCUCGUCCUCCACGGGAGGACACAUUCAGGGGAGAAGCCUUAUGUUUGCAAGGAGUGUAUGCAAGGCUUUGCCCUUAAAUCAAAUUUCAUACGACACCAGAGGAUGCAUACAGGGUUGAAGCCUUAUGUUUGCAAGGAGUGUAUGCGAGGCUUUACCCGGAAGUCAAAUCUUAUCACACAUCAAAGCACACACUCAGGAGUGAAGCCUUAUGUUUGCAAGGAGUGUAUGGUAGGAUUUAGCCAGAAGUCAAAUCUUAUUAUACACCAGAGGACACAUUCAGGGGAGAAGCCUUAUGUUUGCAAGGAGUGUACGCAAUGCUUUUCGCAGAAGUCAAAUCUCAAGGCCCACCAGAGGACACACUCAGGGGAAAAGCCUUAUGUUUGCAAGGAGUGUAUGCAAAGCUUUACCCAUAAGUCAGGUCUCGUCAGACACCAGAGGACACAUACAGGGGUGAAAGUGUAUGUUUUCAAGGAGUGUCGGUCCCUAAUCCACCUCAAGGUGGACGUCGGGGGUCAGCAGCCCCUUUGUGACGGGGGUCGGGCCCCUCCCGCGGCCGAGGCCUGGAUGGGCGGGCGCAGCCCUGGCGGCUCCGGGGCCUCGAUUCCCUCUCCCCGCGGGGACGGGGCGCCCAGGGGAGGGGGUGUCCCCCCGCAUCGCGGCCCGAGGUGGAGGGGUCCGGAGGGGGCGAGGCCUGCGCUGCUGGGAGGGGAGGAGGCGGGGCCUGCGGCGGCUGCCGUGUGUGUGAAGGAAAUCGGGGAGACGCCGCCGGGGGUCCUGGGGUCCCGGGCCCCGCGCCACCCUGCCUUCCCCACCUGCGUCUAG